This is a messenger RNA of Trichoderma virens Gv29-8, 2610 nucleotides long. RefSeq lists its product as uncharacterized. Gene Ontology annotation, molecular function: nucleic acid binding. The record is from RefSeq and is a predicted model, not a curated record. Gene Ontology annotation, cellular component: mitochondrial inner membrane. The transcript has 3 exons. Bases 1 to 2610 code for a protein of 869 amino acids. Lineage: Eukaryota; Fungi; Ascomycota; Sordariomycetes; Hypocreales; Hypocreaceae.
AUGAUUCCCUCGCGAAGCCUUGCGUUGCUGGCGGCGCGAUCCAGCAGCGCGCGGGCGCUACGAUCAUGGCCUGCGGCUCAUGUUGCGACUAGACGGACCGACUAUGGGCUGACGAGAUGGCGAGCUGGGCAGAGGAUUUGGGAGACGACAACGGCGACGCCUUUGAGCGAGGGUGGCGAUGAGGGGAAGAAACAAGACUUGUCGCCGUCUGAGGAGCAGGAGAGUGGACGAUUUGAUGUCAAGUCCAACGAGUCGAUUCUCUUUUUCGACAAUUUGUUUCCGCUUAAGCUUACCCCGCUGCUGAGUCGCCAAACAGAAACGGAUCAGCAGCUGACAGAUCUUCUAAAGCGCUUCAACAGCUCGUCUUUGGGUAUCAUGGAUCCGAUCCAAUUGGUGAAGAGAGCGAUACCGGAUAACUUGCCCAUCAAAGUGACGGAGAUUUUGCCGCGGCUCAAGGAUGGCGGAGCGUUUGUCAAGUUUGAGUACGAUGCCAGUCUGAAUGCUACAGAGAUUGAAGCCAAGCUAUUGAAAAAGCUACGAGAAGAGCCAAUUAAGCCGUGGUUCAACCCCUUUAGCAGGAUUAGAGCUCGUCUCGUCCGUGGAGUUCCCUGGCUUGAGGAUUUGCAUCGAUAUCCGUCGCCUUUGCUCAUGGUGGAAUUUGUCCCUCCUGAACCUGGCGCUGCCCCCGAGGAGCUUCCCGAGGAAGUUCUUUACAGCCUGUUCCGCCGGUAUGGAAAGAUUGCGGACAUCAUUCCUCAACCAGCUGAUUCGAAGAUUACCCCGCGAUAUGCCCAGAUCGGCUUUCCUGUACUGCGGGAUACCAUCAUGGCUCGGAAUUGCCUGCACGGUUUCAUUCUUGGCGAAGCCCAAGGAGGGGGCAAGAAUGGAACCAAGCUACGGCUAUCUUAUGUGAAACGAGAAAAGGGCCAUAGCAUCUGGAACUGGAUCACGACGCAUCCUCGAAUCGUUAUUCCGAUUGUGGCCGCGCUCAUUGCCGGUGUCUCCGUCAUGAUUUUCGACCCUAUUAGAAUGUUUUUCAUCAAAGUACAUGUACAACACUCUCUCCGCUACACUGACUGGCGCAUUUACAAGUGGUUCAAGUCACAGACAGGAAGCUUCUAUUUCCACAAGAAAGAAGAGCACAUUGAAGGCCUUGGUACGAUAUGGAAACACCGCAAGGACCUUAUUGAGCAGCUACAAAGCUGGCUUGAUGGUAGCUCUGAUACCUUUAUUGUUGUCACUGGCCCAAGAGGUUCUGGAAAGGCCGAGAUGGUCAUGAGCCAAACAUUGAGCGGGCGCAAAAAUGUUGUUCUCAUCGAUUGCAAGCCGAUUACAGAAGCCAAUGGUGAAGCUGGGACUAUCAAGAGGCUGGCAGCAGCAGUUGGAUAUCGGCCAGUAUUUUCAUGGGCAAACAGCAUCAGCAGUAUGAUUGAUCUCGCGGUUCAGGGUACGACAGGCGUCAAAUCUGGAUUUUCGGAGACUCUGGAAUCCCAGCUGAACAAGAUCUUGCACACCACCGCCACCGCUCUCAAAAAUGUCGCCCUCUCAGAGCGUCACAAAACAGACAAGGAUGCCACCAUUUCCGAAGAUGCAUACUUGGAGGCACACCCUGAGCAGCGGCCAAUCAUUGUUGUCGACAACUUCCUUCACAAGAACGAGGAUUCCAGCAUUGUAUACGACAUGAUUGCGGAGUGGGCCGCAACAGUCGUCCAGAAUAACAUUGCCCACGUAGUGUUCCUCACUAGCGAUUCCGCCUACUCAAAGUCUCUCACCAAGGCUAUGCCAGACAGAGUCUUCCGCACUUUGUCUUUGGGCGAUUUGGAUGCCGAUGUGGCAAAGAACUUUGUCGUUACUCGUUUGGAAGAGGAUCUGAAGCGUGAAGCUCAAGAGCAAGAGGAGCAAGGCGAGGAGAACAAGAAAGUGCCUCCGCGACCGAGCUUGGCAGGAUUGGACGAUGGCAUCAAGGUUCUUGGAGGCCGUUUGACAGAUCUCGAGUUUCUGGCCCGGCGACUCAAGGCGGGACAGACGCCUCACGAGGCUGUUGAAGAAAUUGUCACUGAGGAUGCCACUGAUAUUGCCAAAAUGUAUCUUCUCGGACGGACAGCUGAUGCGGAUAGGAGGUGGUCUAUUGAACAGGCGUGGCACCUGAUCAAGGCCCUCUCUGAAAACCCAACUCUGCGCUACCACCAAGUUCUUCUCUCGCCUACCUUUGCUUCAUCCUUAUCUUCUAAUGCCACAAAUGGAGAGGCUGCUAUUGAGAGUCUGGCCGGCGCAGAGCUCAUCACGGUCAAGACGCACCGUGGACGACCUCAGACGAUUGAAGCCGGCAAGCCGCUCCACCAGGCGGCGUUUGGCGUCCUCGUCAAGGACCGCGUGCUUCGCGCAAAGAUGGACCUGGCGGUGCUAACCGAAAUGGCCAAGGUCGAAGCCAAGAACAUUGAUACGGUGGAAAAGGAGCUGCAGUUGUUGGGUGGACUGCCACGGCAUACCGGGGAGUCGGCGGGUAGGGUCAUGUAUCUGCUGAGCAAGCUGGAUGCUGGGCAGAGGAAGAUUGCGCAGUUUGAGAAGGAGAUGGGCGGGCUGAAGAAGAUUCUGAAUGAGGAGUACUGA